Nasonia vitripennis (jewel wasp) is the source of this 1709-nucleotide messenger RNA. RefSeq names its product basement membrane-specific heparan sulfate proteoglycan core protein. The record is from RefSeq and is a predicted model, not a curated record. The coding region runs from base 49 to 1374 and encodes 441 amino acids. The transcript has 5 exons. NCBI's taxonomy places the organism in Eukaryota, Metazoa, Arthropoda, Insecta, Hymenoptera, Pteromalidae. Gene Ontology annotation, molecular function: calcium ion binding.
AGGUUCAGAGCAUCAUUAAGUUUUAAACCUUUAAACCACGAAAAUAGCAUGCUAAUGUACUGCGCACAGAAUAAUCGUGGUAUUGGUGAUUUUAUUGCUCUUAUAAUUUAUAAGCGACGUUUGAAAUUUAUUUUUGAUGUCGGAACUGGAAUAAAUGAAUUAAAUUCUCACCGCGUAUUAGAAUCUGGAAAGUGGUAUAACGUAAAUAUUAGUAAAGAUUAUAGAGCAGCGUCUUUGAGCGUUAAUGAUGAGCCAACAAUAAAAAAAUUAAUUUCUGAAUCUGUUCAUUCCAUGAGAUUAAAAACACUUAUCUAUUUUGGGGGAAUCAAUACAAGAAAGAUAUCAAUACAUAAGCAUCUUAAAGUGGCAACAUCAUUUUUUGGAUGCUUUGAAAAGAUAAAUAUGCACUUUUUCAAGUUUGAUAUGUUUAAAUCAUUGGUGGAUUCGUCCAAUAUAAAAGAAUGUUACAUCAUACAUCCGAAUAACAUUGAUGGAAAAAUGUAUUCUACAGUUCAACCUACAACAGCGAUUAUUACGAAAUAUGAUAUCUGUUCAUCGCAACCUUGCAUUCAUGGAAUAUGUCAGAAUGUAAAUUAUAAUGAUUACUCUUGCACCUGUCAGUAUGGCUAUGUUGGAAAAAAUUGUGAGAACAUACUUAAGCAAUGUGAACUAUUCAAUCCCUGUCUCAACGGUGGCACAUGCACUAAUCUGCAUGGAUCUUUCAAAUGUGAUUGUCAAUAUGGAUUUCUUGGACAAAACUGCAGUACAAGUGCUGGAAUAACGGAUGAUGUUACUUUCCGAGGCGAUGGUUGGCUGGAGCUUGAUAGUUCGAUAAUGAAACAUGAAGACCAAACAGAAAUGAUUGGAUUCGAGAUAUCAACUAAUGCAACAAAUGGAUUGAUUUUAUGGCAUAGCGAUAGAUUGAGAACAAAGAUCACAACUAAUUACGUGGCACUUGCUGUUAUUGAUGGGUAUGUCGAGUUUCAAUAUAGCUUAGGAUCUAGUCCAGCUAUUUUAAAGAUAACUACAUUCAAAGUUGACGAUGGUAAAAGACACAGAAUUAUUUUAAAACGUAAUGGAAGAGAUGGUAGUAUUGAGCUUGACGGUGAACACAUUGAAGUAGGGUCAAGUGAUGGGCAUAACCAACAACUUGAAAUUAAUGAAAGUGUUUUUAUUGGUGGUGUACCAGAUUAUUCUGUAACUCUAGGAAGAUAUAAUAUUGGAUUUUCAGGAUGCAUUCACACUCUUGAAGUUCAAGACUCUGGAGCAAUCAAUAUGGGAAAAAAUGUUAUUCAAGGAAAAAAUGUGUUGCCUUGUACCAGGGAACAACCAGUUCGUCUUCAAGGAGGUGGCCCUGGUACCUAUCCAGGAUGACUGUCUGUCUACGGUGAUGCUCAUCAAGCCGCCGCAUCCUUGGGAGGAGCUGGCACUUAAGUAUCAGAGAUAGAACCGUUGGCAUAAGCUGAACUAUCACGGAAUACUCUGGAAGUCUGGUCGCAGUAUGUACUUCCACCUAUUAGGAGUCCUUAACAGCUAUCUCAAGGACGCUGAGAUUUACGUUAAGGGGUUGGAGAAAACUCAAUGGCUUCGAGAUAUUCUUCCAAUUACAAUCAUCUACAACUUAAAAGACUGGAAAUGCCCUUCGCAAGUAUAAAUUAUAAAGACCACCUGAAAGAAGUGUUUUCUAUUGUAACAAUGCCUACUAAAGU